AGAUAACAAUGAUUUCUAUCCUGACCGAACCCGUGCGAUAAACUCAGACAGCAGCUCCUACAACAAACUACAAAAAAAGGAACGCCGACAAGGACAACGAACAGUUCGGAACCCGUCUUCUAUUAUACCAUUUAUAUAUAUACGAGUUUCAACUGCAUCUACGCGCGCUGUUCACCUCUCCUUUCCACCGUGGCGCUCGUAGCCAACAUAAUUGUUGUGUCUGUUCUUCGUUAAAAACAUAUAUUCCUUUGUUUUUUUUUUUCUGAUUGCCAAGUGAAUCUUUUCCGGAGUACUCCGCACCCCCCUCCUCCCCCCACUGCAAACAUCGCACUUUCUUUUCUCCUUUCCUUUUGUUGGGUUUUUUUUUUUAGUACUUCGUUUCCUCAUCGAGCGCACCGCGAAAAGUGCGUGCAACGCGUCACAGUCAUCCUGUGCGUGUUGUCUCUUCGCGUCCUUCUUACCUCCCCCUCAUCUCUUACCUAUUUUGCAUUCUUUUUGUUAGGCCAAUUUCUUUGUUUGCUGUUGUUGUUUUACAGCGUUGAUGAACAGUGCUCGCGGCCCCACUGCCACGGCCGGUGGUGCGUCCACCGCGCGCAAGGCGACGCAUCAUCUCCCGCCCAUUAACAUGACGCACUUCGAAAACUUAGUCGCCGCCAGCGUCAUUCCUCCGCAGCAGCGGCAGCAGCAGCAGCCGUCAUCAUCGCGUUUUGCACCCCCGCCGUCGUUGCUGUCGUCUCCGCUGCUGCUGCAACGCAGUCCGCCACUCAGCUCUAUCUUGCCGGCAUCCACGCUGGACGCGAAGACGGCGCGCAAGCGGUCCAGCAAGGCGGCGACGCGGACGAAGACGAGCGGGCGGGACAGCUUGGUGAACGCGCCGCUCCCGGUGGGCGACCACCACGCCACGGCGGCCGCGAAGGGGCGGCAUCCGCCGUCGCCGGUGCUUGCGAAAAUCCAGAACAUCCACACCACCACCACCACCGCCGCCGCCGCAACAGCAACAACGAAGCAGCAGCCGAUGAUGUCUUCACCAUCGCCGUCGCUGUCGCUGUACGGCCCAUCGCCCCCAACCUCGGCGCGCUCGGCAUCGUUGUGGCGUCCGUGGGGGAUUCACUCGCCAGGCAGGGGGAACGGCGGCGGCAGCAGCAAUAACAGCAGCAAAGAACUGGCGCAUGUUUUCUCGCUGCCAAACUACCACCAGCAGCACCAGCCCAAUAACGGCAACAAUAGUGGUAGUGGUGGUGGUGCUUCGGAAACGGUGGCCCGCCGUGCCAAGUCGCAGUCCUCCUACAAGAGGGCAGGUGCGGCGAUGCAGCAGCAGUUGCGCGCCUUCAUGGCAGGGCAGAAGAGGAGUGCGAAGCCCAGCAGCAGCAACUCUGCCACCGAUGCCCCCACGUCUAACGAGAGGAAUGUGGAGCCCUACGUGGGACUGACGUCAGAGGAGAAGCAGGAGCUCUUCGUCCUUCUGCACGACCUGAGCAAAUUUCUGGCCCCCAGGUCGGAAGAAGCAGCGGCACGCAGGAUGACGCCUCUUUCGCCAGCUCCAACGGAAGAGGCGGCGACGGAGGCACCACCGCCUUCACUGGAAGCGCAUUCGAAAGCGACAGCGGGCAAUAAGGACUGUAACGACGUAGGGGUCAACGGCACGCCAACCGAAGCCACGAGCGCAGCCCAAACAGCGACGACACUCGCCGCUGCUGCCGUCCCGACAACCACCACGACCGUAACCGAAGCAUCCACCAACCACGCGCACAUGCAUGCAGCAGACCACCACGACGGCGGUGCGGAUGAACACGAUCACGACGAUAACGAUGACCACCACCACCAGCGCCGCGCCCUGCGUAAGCGCUCCGUCGAGGGCCGCUACAAGGAGGCGCUCAAGACCGUGGAGCACGCCGUGGGGGACUGCCAAAUGGCCCUGAAGCGCGUCGAGGAGUACUGCGCCUCGCUCUACACACUCGUCGAGACGUGGAUGGACCUGCACGAGCAGCGCUUCGAUGAGUUUGCCCGCACCGUGCUGCAGCGCAUGCUGGACGACAACCCGGCCUACCGUGUUUUGUUCUACGAUGUGGACCUCUCAACGCAGUCGCUGAUUAUUAUGGACAUGAUCGGCCGCGCCGUGGUGGCCUUUACGCGGCCGGCCGACCUGAUGGACAUCAUGGGAGAGAUGGGCGCCCGCCACAACCUCUACGGCCUGCGGGAGAGCCACUACGUUGCCAUGCGGAACGCGUUUCUGAAGGUGUACGCAGAGUUCGUGGGGCCGGCCACGUACAAGGAGUCGGUGGCCGUGUGGAAGAUGUUCUGGAAGACCACCAUUGAGCUGGCGGUGAGCGGGGCAAGCAGCGAGCGCGGGGAGAUCUACGCGCAGCGCCGCUUGUGUGUGUGGUCGGAGCGCAUCAAGGCCGUCUUCCGGCAUCUGAUCCCCCUGCAGUGCCGCGGCGGCUUUCACCGGCUACUGAAGACGGCGUACGGGGAGGCCGUGGCGAAGUACCCGGAGUUGGAGGUGUUUCAGCAGUUUGAGGACCUGCGCACGGCGCACCGCGCGAUGGAGGCCCUGAUUCGCAUCGUGAAGAGCGUCGCGGACGGCGGCGCGCCGGCCGCGAUCACCUACAGCGAUCAGCUCAGCAUCCAAAGCCUCUUCACGGAGUACGGCGCGGAGUUCAACGCGGACGUGAUGAAGAAGUUGGAGGAACCUUUCCUCGACGCCUGCGAAUCUUACAUGGCCUCGACCGGCAUGUGGAACGUGGUGGUGCGCGCGGUGCUGCAGGAGCUGUGGUCUGUGUACAUCACGGGGUAUUGGACGGCGCAGCCCGCUAGCGGUGAGCACGAGCGGCACGGUGGAAGCGCCCCUGACGGCAAGACGCCGUUCUGCUUGAUGUUUACAGACAUCGAGGCGAGCACGCGACUCUGGGACUCGGAUCCAAAAGUCAUGGGCGCUGCUGUGCGUCUGCACCACAAGCUUGUUCGUGGCCUAAUCGAAGACUUUGGCGGCUACGAGGUGAAGACGGUCGGUGACUCCUUCAUCAUCGCGGCGAACACUGUCACGCAGGCGCUGCACAUCGCCCUCGGGAUUCAGCUCGAGUUGAUGGCGGAGCCGAGCGCGCCGGACUUCCGCAUGGUCGACAGCCCGCAGGGUGCCGGCGACCCGGCGUGCUGGCGCGAGGACGCGCUGCGGGUGCGGGUGGGCGUGCACUACUGCGCCGACGCGUCGGCCGUGUACGACAGCGUGCACCGCCGCUUCGACUACUACGGGCCCAGCGUGAACUGCGCGGCGCGGGUGGAGGCGGCGGCGUGCGGGGGGCAGGUGCUGCUGAGCCACGAGGCGUACGCCCAGCUGCAGACGGAGGAGGACUUCGACCAGGUGCCGGUGAACAGCCUGUUCGCGGAGCACUUAGGGCAGCUGGUGCGCGCGCAGGAGGCCCGCGGCGUGGCGGUGACCGAUCCGCAGCUGGCCUACUUCGGCGCCGCGCUGAAGCGGGAGCAGAUGAAGUCGCGGAAGAGCGACUUCGGUAGCUCCCAGGACUCCGCCCACACCUUCACCACCGUCGCGGCGCUGACGCGUGUGACGGACAUUGGUUGCCGCGCGCUGAAGGGUAUCGCCGAGCCGGUGCAUCUCUACUCCGUCCUCCCGGUGGGGUUGGAGGGCCGCGUUUUCGCCGCUGCUGAGGAGGCCUCGCUGCGGACGCUGUCGAGCGGCGAGGACCUUUUGGGCUCGUCGGGGUUGAAGGAGUACGGACUGACGCCCCCCUCGGCGGACGACGCGCUGGUGAAUUGCUCGGCCUCGAAUUCGGCCUCGUCGCUGGCGCCGCCACCGGCGUCCCGGCGAGACACGAUGGUCAAAUUCCUGCCAACGACGGGUGUCUUCGGGUCUGGUAACGCGUAA
Molecule: messenger RNA, 3880 nt
Organism: Leptomonas pyrrhocoris
Lineage: Eukaryota; Euglenozoa; Kinetoplastea; Trypanosomatida; Trypanosomatidae
Product: adenylate cyclase-like protein
Exons: 1
Coding region: 542-3880 (1112 amino acids)
Biological process (GO): cyclic nucleotide biosynthetic process; intracellular signal transduction
Molecular function (GO): oxygen binding; heme binding
Source: RefSeq, a predicted model, not a curated record